GGCACCCGCUGAGCUGCCUCAGGCGCCUGCUGCAGGAACGAAUAGUGAAAGGCAGGCAGGAGAACUUUGAAUUUCUACCAGAGAACAGGAGCUGGGCCUGCUGGUGCAUCUUCCAUGGGCGGGCUCCCAGGACCAGGAGGGUUUCUUCAACCUGCUGAGCCACGUGCAGGGCGGCCGGAUGGAGGAACAGCGCUGCUUGCUGCAGGCAGGACCAGGCCCGGCAGCCGAGAGCCACGGCACUCCCGCGCCUGAGAUGGACAGCCUGAUGGACAUGCUGGCCAGCACCCAGGGUCGCCGCAUGGAUGACCAGCGGGUGACCGUCAGCGCCAUGCCUGGCUUCCAGCCCAUGGGGCCCAAGGACGGGGCCCAGAAACGAGCCGGCACCCUCAGCCCCCAGCCCCUCCUCACACCCCAGGACCCGUCUGCUCUCAGCUUCCGGCGGAACAGCAGCCCCCAGCCCCAGACACAAGCCCCCUGAGAGCCGAGUAAUCAUGGGCCCCACGAGGGCCCCCAAAAGCAAAGAAUAAAACAUUUCCUCGAGCGA
This is a messenger RNA of Echinops telfairi (small Madagascar hedgehog), 544 nucleotides long. RefSeq names its product Purkinje cell protein 2 (gene PCP2). Lineage: Eukaryota; Metazoa; Chordata; Mammalia; Afrosoricida; Tenrecidae. The transcript is spliced from 4 exons. Gene Ontology annotation, molecular function: guanyl-nucleotide exchange factor activity; protein binding. The record is from RefSeq and is a predicted model, not a curated record. The coding region runs from base 179 to 478 and encodes 99 amino acids.